This is a messenger RNA of Selaginella moellendorffii, 2319 nucleotides long. RefSeq names its product anti-sigma-I factor RsgI6. Gene Ontology annotation, molecular function: hydrolase activity, hydrolyzing O-glycosyl compounds. The transcript has 7 exons. The record is from RefSeq and is a predicted model, not a curated record. Gene Ontology annotation, biological process: carbohydrate metabolic process. Lineage: Eukaryota; Viridiplantae; Streptophyta; Lycopodiopsida; Selaginellales; Selaginellaceae. The coding region runs from base 204 to 2120 and encodes 638 amino acids.
GAAGCGGCCAAAUCUGUUGAUUGAUUCCCUCUGCUCAUUGCUUCUACUCCGCACCGAAUUCCUCCUCCCUCAUUCUUGAUGCCACAGUAAAGGAGCUUCGCAUUUGCAGCAAGUUGAGCGGCGACACUGUUUGGCCAGCGUUUGUCUCCCCCGCCCCCCUGCUUCUUUUUCUUCCCCUCCCUCCUAUAAAAAAUCUGUCCUCAAUGCUGGAAGAGAGCCACCACUUCAGCUCAAUGCCUUCCUCCUCGCUCGUCCUUCCCAUCCUCUUCCAGCUCUCUGCAUUCUGCCCGCUCGAGACGGACUUCAAUGCCUCCUUCUCUCGAGCUGUUGAGCGGGGACAUCCUCAUCAUCGCAAACCAGAUCCAUCACCACCGGCACCACCAGAGCACGGGAGUUAUGAUCAAACUGCAUUCUCCGAGUGUCUGGCUGCUCCCACAAGUCCCCUGUACAACGGAGGUGUUCUCAAAAACCCCGCAUUCGACGCGGACCUUCUCGGCUGGUCCCCAUUCGGGGGCUGCACUCUCAAGAUCCAGGUCCAAGGCAGGAACAAGUUCCUCGUUGCAACCAAUCGGAACGCUGGAUUUCACGGCCCCUCACAAGCCCUGGCGAAUCUUACGCAGGGGUCCAAGUACACUCUCUCAGCUUGGUUGCAAGUGAACGGUGGAAGUGAUGAUACCGCUCCUCUGGUCAAGGCCACCAUCAAGGCCAACGGGCAAUACAUUUCAGCCGGGAGCGUCGCAGCCAGGAACAAGUGCUGGACGUUCCUGAAGGGAGGAUUUAUUCCCGAGUUCAAUGCUUCAUCCGCCACUCUGUACUUCGAGGUGAAUUUAACGACCCUGUUUCUCUGUUCUCCGUUACCAAACGUGCGCAUUUGGUGUACCAAUGUCGUGCAGAGCUCCGAUCCGAAGGUUGACAUUUGGCUGGACAGUGCCUCGCUUCAGCCCUUUUCAGACGAGGAGUGGAGCAAGCACCAAGAUAUCAGCAUAAAAAAGAGCCGAACCAGAUCCGUGACCCUGAGUGUCACGGAUUGCAAAGGCCAUGGAAUCCACAAUGCAGACAUCCAAGUGGAGCAGAUCACUGGCGACUUCCCAUUUGGCUCAGCAAUUGCAUCCACAAUCCUGGACAACCCGACAUAUCAAAAAUGGUUCGUGACGCGAUUCAACACUGCUGUGUUCGAGAACGAGAUGAAGUGGUACUCUACGGAGCGGCAACAAGGCAAAGUCUCGUAUGAGACGGCCGAUAAAAUGCUGGAUUUCUGCAAAGCCAACAACAUUUUGGUCAGAGGGCACAACGUUCUCUGGAACGAUCCACAGUACCAGCCUGGAUGGGUGAAAGACUUGAGCGACUCGGAGCUGAGAACCGCCACAAUGUCCCGUAUAGAGUCCGUCAUGAGUCACUACGCUGGCAAGCUUCCACAGUGGGACGUUCUCAACGAAAUGCUCCACUUCAACUUCUUCGAGAGCAAGCUCGGCAGCAACGCGGCUGUGGAGAUCUACAAAUUCGCCCAGGAGAUCGAUCCUGAAACAACAUUGUUUCUCAACGAUUUCAACGUGAUCGAGGUACCACAGGACUCGAUGAGCUUACCCGACAACUACGUCCACAGGCUGCUCGAGAUGAAAGCCGCAGGAAUCAAAAAGCUCGGCAUUGGACUGGAGGGACACUUCUCCGGCAAGCCCAAUCUCGUUUACAUGCGAGCAGUCCUCGACAAGCUUGCGACGCUGGAGCUCCCAAUCUGGCUGACGGAAGUCGAUAUCAUGAACAGUGUUGACAGCGAAAACCAAGCAAUCUAUCUCCAGCAGGUACUCCGCGAGGCAUUCUCCCACCCAGCAGUGAAAGGAAUCGUCCUGUGGACGGCGCUGCAUCCCUACGGCUGCUACCGGAUGUGCCUGACCGAUCAGAACUUCAAGAACUUGCCCGCUGGAAAUACCGUGGACGUUUUCCUCAAGAACAUCCGGACAGUGGGGCUGAGCGGCACCACCGAUCACGAGGGGAGCUUCAGCUUCCAGGGAUUCCACGGCGAGUACGAGAUCUCUGUCACUCACAAUCGCACCUCCGUCAUCAAGCGCCUGGCGAUCGGCCCCGACACGGAUUCGCAGACGAUUCACGUGCUCGUCUCGUGAAUCGCAUCGAUCCCACCGGGCAGAGAUCGCGCAUUACUUACAAGGGCAGCAAAUCGGGUGUCGCGAAUCGGUGGCGGCUCCUCCUUGGAACCAAGAACGUCGCCCCAGCCAGACAAGAAAUAUAGAAAACCCUGGCGAAUAUGCCACUAGAUAUUCCAUUCGCAACGGCAAUAAGAUACCAUCGCAUAUUCUUAAUUUA